CGGGCUGGUUUAGUCCUCUAAGCAGCUACUAGUCCAAUUAACCCGGAGGACGGCCCACAUCAAGGCACGUCGCCAGUUUUAAACUAACUUACACCCCUCCGGCGAGACGAUGAACGUGAGCGGCGCUCCAGCAUUACGAUGAUACGACAGCCCGCCAUCAACAGAGGAGUCGGACCUGAAGCAGCUCGGUGUCGGUGUCGGUGAGAUGCUGCUGUAAUUUCCAGCCUGAGCCUGUGCUGUCGCGAUUUGGGCUCACUCAGUAAGCCUGGAUAAGCUCCUGGAGAGCCGGGAGCUGUAGGCCUGCGUCGUUCUUUUUUUUAUUUUUUUUUAUUUUUUUUAAACCGGAGUUUCGUCGGACUGUCGGAGGAGGAUCGUUAACAUGGAAACAGUCACUGAUGUGCUGCUCGUCACCGCAAAUGUCGGCUCCCUGUUUGACAAUCUGGGUGAAAUUCAAAAUGAAUGGUUACAAGAGUUGUAUAAGACUAUCCACAGCCACAAGCCGCAGUUCAUCGCCCUGCACUUCCAGGAGGUGGGAGGGAAGGAUUACAUGGCCAACAUGGGCCAUGCAGAAAACUUCUUCUGGAGCAUUGAGUCCAGUGAUGAAAUGAAAGACUUCAACAGGGUUUGCAUUUAUGUGGACAACCAGUUCCAAGCAGAGGACAGCUUCACGGCUUUGGGGAGCAUGUACUUCAUCCACAAGACACUGCAAAAUGUCUAUCAAUAUGACUUUGAAGCUAAGGAUUUUAAAGCAGUGUCGGGGCAGACCAAGCGUGUGGGCUCUCUGGACGGGGUCACCACAGUGGAGAAAGAAAAAUUCCCAAAGAAUUUCUGGCCUGAUUUCAAGUGGUCCAGAAAGGGCUUCAUGAGGACCCGCUGGAUCAUACACGACCAAGGUCUGGACCUGGUCAAUGUCCACCUGUUCCACGAUGCCUCCAACCUCAUUGCCUGCAAAUCCAGCCCUUCUAUUUACUCAGCCAACCGUAAAAACGCUCUCAGAUAUGUCAUCAACAGGAUAUCAGACAACCGCUACACUCCCCUGCCUUUUUUCGUGUUUGGAGAUUUCAACUUCCGUCUGGACGCACUUACUCUGUUCCAGCAUCUAUCCACCGCGACAGAUGUGCAGACAGUGAAGAAGGAUAGCAGUAACGAAGUGGAGAAAAUCAUCUGCGAAGAAAAAGACAAUGACCACAAGGUUCUGCUCCAGAUUGAAGAGAAGCUGUUCGCUUACCUGCACCAGGCGGUUUUCAGAGAAGACAAUGGCAGAGCACUUUUAAAGUAUGACAAAGAGGUUGCAGCCUUUCAUGACAUAUUAAGGGAAGAGGACAUUAAAUUCCCACCAAGCUACCCGUACAGUGAAGAGUACACCAAACCCACCCAGUACAUGAACACUCGCUGUCCUGCGUGGUGUGAUCGAAUCCUCAUGUCACACGCUGCCCAAGAUUUCAUCCACAGGAGAGAUGAUGGCGAGAAGAGUGUUGUUUACAACACAGUGGGUCCUAACGUCUGUAUGGGAGACCAUAAGCCUGUGUUCUUGUCCUUCUCACUGAAGACAAAUGACCACUGACUCGGAUCCUUGUCCAUGGUCUGUAAACACACCGUCCACAGAGGGUAAUCCAACCGCAGGGCUCGACCACGCCGUUCUCACAUCACCAGCGUCUCACAUCUGAUCUCACCGUCGCACGCUGUUGACCACAGCUUUAGCACCAUGCGCACAAAUAGCUGUCACUUCGAAGGCAGUUCUACGAUUUCUCCACUCAUCCUCAGAUCUUAAGUCCCCUCACCUAAAAGCUCAGAGUCAGCGAGGAUGUUCCCAGAAUGCCCUCCUGCAGCCGAGGGCACCGGACCCUGUUAGAUGAAUGUGUACAUGCUUACAUACGACACUGUUAAAUUCCAGACGAGUGAUUUUAGUUGUAGCAUUUUUGAGCAUAUGCCUUUUAUAUUGGCACAGUCAAAAAAUACACAAGUUGUUACAAUUUUACUAAUUUCUUACCGGCCCUGAAUAUUUUAUUUAAACCUUUGAGUCAGUCAGGCCACUUAGAGUAGAAAUCAUGAUCAUAAAACCUCAGCGUAACAAUGUUUAGUUUAAGGUUUAGAAGAAUAACUUUGUUAUUCUGAGCCAUAGUGUGUAUAAAAAUAUUAAAACUAAAAAAAUAUGGGAUUUUUAAUAUUAACUGUUGACUGAAUGUCUACGUGUAUUUUUGUAUUUUAUGCCCUAAUUAGUUCAGGUAUUUAUUUAUUACUAUCACAGUAACAUUUGACACAACAGGAGACACACAUAGAGGGAUGCUGCUUUCUCAGUUCCCUGUUGACGGGUUUAGUUUUCUGCCCUUCACAGCAUUUACGAUUGAUUUUUACUGACAUGUUCUUAAUACCUGUAGCUACUUCACACACAGCGACGCUUAACUAUGUCAGUUAAGGAAUGGAUUUGUAAUAGUGACAUUAUGUAGGAAUGACACUAGACUGGUAAAAAAAAAACAAAAAACGUUUAUAGCAACAACAAAACAUCUACGGCAGUUUCCAUCUGCUGUGGUAGGAGCUGUAUUCAGCUCACCGUAACGUAGAGAAAGAAUGUUUUACCUUUUUUGUACUUGCAGUCAUAUUCUUUCUGUACUUUAAACCAAGUGCUUUAUUCCACAAGCCAGCAGUUUUCAUUUUGUCAGUCGUAACGGUCCUCACUCAAAGAAAGUGAUUUUUGGCAGUUUGUCUUUGCUGCACGUCGUCUGCACAGACAUUUCUUCCGCCCUGUUUUUUGGUUGGUGUCGACCUCAUUUCAUUGCCAAAAGAAUCACACCAUACUCCUCUUGUGUUUACUUCCGUGUGGAUGGCUUCACAAACACAACAAAGUCCUGUAUGUAUACAGUACACACACACACACACACACACACACAACACAGAGGCACUGUUUGCUCUCGGAUUCCUUCGAUUUACGUCUUAUUUCAUGUUCUUGGUUCGUAGUCUGUACUGUAGCUGUAUUUUGAUGUUUUGAUCUGGCUUUAAUAAUGACUAAUUGAGUGGAUUUAAAAUACGUUUGUUACUUAUUUUAUCUUAAUUUUUUUGAGUGUUUUGUGAAACUUACAUGACUUGAUGUAACAGUACACUCCCUAUAUUGGUACCAAAAUGCUUUUUCCAUGCAUACCUUUACAGGUAUUGAGUUUGGACUGUCAAUGUCAUGUUUGUACACCGUAACGAGGAACAGUGAUGCAAAUGUCUGUGUAGAUUGAAACUGUUUGUAAGUUUAAAAAAAAAACUCAUCGAGGAUUGUUGUUGUUACAGGAGCCGAGUUGUUAUAAGGUCAGUAUUACCUUUAGAUUAACUCUGGUAAGACACUACAUCUUUGUGCUAUUUCACUUUUGUAAAUAAAACGUUACCCUCAGAA
Molecule: messenger RNA, 3376 nt
Organism: Stegastes partitus (bicolor damselfish)
Lineage: Eukaryota; Metazoa; Chordata; Actinopteri; Pomacentridae
Gene: inpp5l
Product: inositol polyphosphate-5-phosphatase L
Exons: 16
Coding region: 380-1564 (394 amino acids)
Biological process (GO): phosphatidylinositol dephosphorylation
Molecular function (GO): inositol-polyphosphate 5-phosphatase activity
Source: RefSeq, a predicted model, not a curated record